AAAACUGGACGUUAAAUAUAAAGCCGAAAAGGGUGUUGUAGCUUGAAGAAAUCUACAAAAGAGAUUAAUUGUUACAUGGCUCUAACAAUCUCUCCCUUUUCUUUGCCAUAUAUUCACAAAAACCCGUCAAAUUUUCACCACAAAUUAAGGAACCCUUGUUUAUCUUCCAUUAAGACCCACCAAAUACAAUCCAAAUCAGGUCUAUUUCCAAUCUUCUGCACAUCGAAACCCAGCACCAAGAACCUGAAAACAUGCAAGAAUUGCAAAUCCCAAUUCGACCCAUUGCUCAAUCACCCUCGAGCUUGCCAUUUUCACACUGCCCAUUUCGGAGGGGAAACAAAGAGGAAAUUCGAGAGUGUAUAUGCAGGGGGCACCAUGGAUACACCUGAAUCUGGUAAAGUAUUUCAAUACUGGCAUUGUUGUGGCUCUGAAGAUCCAUUUGAUCCUGGAUGUACUGCUGCUCCUCAUGCUUCUUACGACGACUAAUGCCGGUUCGCCGCUGUCUCCAAAGACUGAUGCCGCGUUGGUUUCUUUAUAAACAUUUAACUUUGUAUGUAUUUAUUAUUGGAACUACAUUUCAUUCACAUUUUGUAGGAAAAAAAGGAAGAAAACUUGUGAUAAUGCAUCUGUUUAUUGUAGGUUCAAGAUGAACUAUGUGAGAUGUUGAGACUCUGUUAGUGUAGUGGUUUUUUCAGUUUUUUAUGGUUUAUUGAACAGUUGAACCAAUGAUUUCUUUCUGAAAUAUGUAUGGUAGUGGGUUGGAUAUUUGUAUGUUUUUGUAAAUUUCGAAACAAAAUUUGCAAAUUUUUUUCAA
Molecule: messenger RNA, 814 nt
Organism: Gossypium arboreum
Lineage: Eukaryota; Viridiplantae; Streptophyta; Magnoliopsida; Malvales; Malvaceae
Exons: 2
Coding region: 76-486 (136 amino acids)
Source: RefSeq, a predicted model, not a curated record